Molecule: messenger RNA, 1004 nt
Organism: Sardina pilchardus (European sardine)
Lineage: Eukaryota; Metazoa; Chordata; Actinopteri; Clupeiformes; Clupeidae
Product: zymogen granule membrane protein 16-like
Exons: 5
Coding region: 118-609 (163 amino acids)
Source: RefSeq, a predicted model, not a curated record
UGAAGGACACUGCAUAUAAGCUCUGCGGUUUGGCACGAGCAUUCAGAUCACCCUCUUCUCUCAGAGCUUUCAGAGCCUCCCUUACCAUUGUCUGGACUGUGCACUAAGUCAGCAAGCAUGCGGGCUCUGAUUGUCUUCUGUGUUCUCCUGGCUGCUGUCUGGGCUGCCCCUUCGGGCUUCUCAUUCUCCCCAUCUGUGGGCUCAGGAUCUGGGAGCUCUUACACCAUUACAGGGGAGAGCCGCAUCACUGCAGUCAGACUCUGGGAGAGCUCACAUGUCCGUGGCAUCCAGGUCCGUUAUGGGUUCGCGUGGUCGGAUGUUGCUGGUUCUAGAAGCGGCACCGAACUUGAGUUUGAGCUGUUUGACGGCGAGUUCAUCGUUCAAGUAUCCGGCAAGUUCGCUACCUACAUCCAGUCUAUCAUGAUCGUCACCAACAGAGGGCGCUCCAUCAUUGCUGGACAGCCAUCUGGAACCAGCUUCAACAUGUACCCCGAACAUCCAAUGGCCGAGCUCCGAUUCCUGAGUGGCCGCCACAGCAGUGGUCUGCGUUCUCUGGCCACACACUGGGCAAUUCUUCCCAACAUGGCAGUAAACGGCACUUCUGAUUAAGCGGAGAUAAUCCAGAACAGCCCCAAUACCAAGGAUGUAACUGCUACUGCUUGGCCGCUGUGGAUAUUACUACACUACACUACUAUCAGGAUAUUUCGUUGGUAAAUGUCUGCUCUCUGUCUGUUAAAUAGAAUGUCUGUCAUACUGAAAUGCAGUCAAUAUGCAUAGCUGAAGUUGGGCAUUGCUUUGUGGGUGCACUUCAGUCUUGCUUUCUCCUUUUUCUGAAAUUUGCAUUAUUCGAGUCAAAUUAAGUAGGUUUUCAAUAUAUGUAGACCAGUGAAAUUAAUGUACAAUUGUAUGUAAACCCUUUCAGAGCUUUUUGGUGCAUAUGCUGGUCUUUUAAAAUGCCUCUUGAUGACUGGAAAUAAAAGGCGCAAACAGCGCAGGAAGUCGUA